AUGGCAACGACUGGUCUCACAGCAGCAUCAACAUCAGCAGCCACGCGUGACGACGAUACACAUGGAGCUGGUGGAACGAGUGGAACAAGUGGCUCGACCGGUCAAAGUGGAAUAUCCAGUUUUAAACAAGCUGGUCCAUCUGAUAUGCAGCAGCUACCCUCUGAUACAAGUUUGGGCAUGAGUGGCGCAAGCGGUGAUCAGGGGCGUAUUCCUCCGUUGGGAACCAGCGACUGGAACAUAGAUCCAUAA
This is a messenger RNA of Didymodactylos carnosus, 249 nucleotides long. The record is from the annotation of a GenBank genome assembly. NCBI's taxonomy places the organism in Eukaryota, Metazoa, Rotifera, Eurotatoria, Philodinida, Philodinidae.